Thlaspi arvense is the source of this 1890-nucleotide messenger RNA. The record is from the annotation of a GenBank genome assembly. NCBI's taxonomy places the organism in Eukaryota, Viridiplantae, Streptophyta, Magnoliopsida, Brassicales, Brassicaceae.
AUGAUUACAUUUAUAGAAUCCAAAGACAAAAUGAAUGAAACUGAGAGAUGCUUAGAUUCUCAAUUAUGGCAUGCCUGUGCGGGUAGUAUGGUGCAAAUGCCACCUGUAAAUUCAAAAGUCUACUACUUUCCACAAGGGCAUGCUGAGCAUGCAUGUGGACAUGUUGAUUUUAGGAAUUGCCCAAGGAUUCCUCCUUACAUUUCUUGUAGAGUUACUGCUAUUAAAUUCAUGGCUGACCCUGAGACAGAUGAGGUUUAUGCAAAAAUUUGGUUGAUUCCACUUAAUAGUAGCAGAGAUGCUAAUUGUGAAGAUGAUAGAGUUGGGGGAAUUAAUGCAUCUGAUGCCCAAGAUAAACCCACUUCAUUUGCCAAGACAUUGACACAGUCAGAUGCUAAUAAUGGUGGAGGAUUUUCAGUUCCACGUUAUUGUGCAGAGACAAUCUUUCCGCGAUUGGACUACUCUGCUGAUCCUCCAGUGCAGACUAUCCUUGCAAAGGAUGUUCAUGGAGAAACAUGGAAAUUUCGUCAUAUUUACAGGGGAACGCCUAGGCGCCAUCUUUUGACAACUGGAUGGAGCACUUUUGUGAACCACAAAAAGCUUGUUGCAGGGGAUUCAAUUGUUUUCCUAAGAGCAGAAAAUGGAGAUCUUUGUGUUGGAAUCCGAAGGGCGAAGAGGGGAAUUGGAGGUGGACCUGAAUCAUCAUCUGGGUGGAAUCCUGCUGGUGGAAAUUGUGUCAUGCCAUAUGGAGGGUUUUCAGCCUUUCUAAGAGAAGAUGAGAAUAAAUUACUGAGAAAUGGUAAUGGUGGCAGUUCAAAUGGUAAUGGAAACUUGCCAGGCAGGGUAAAAGUGAGGCCAGAAUCAGUAACUGAAUCUGCAACCCUGGUGGCCAGUGGACAACCCUUUGAAGUUGUUUACUAUCCUCGGGCUAGUACUCCAGAGUUUUGUGUGAAAGAGUCACUUGUAAAGGCAGCUAUGCAGAUUCGCUGGUGCUCAGGCAUGAGGUUCAAGAUGGCCUUUGAAACUGAGGAUUCUUCACGGAUUAGCUGGUUUAUGGGAACCAUAUCUACAGUUCAGGUUGCUGAUCCCAUUUGCUGGCCUGAUUCACCUUGGCGACUUCUCCAGGUGACAUGGGACGAGCCUGAUUUGCUUCAAAAUGUCAAACAUGUUAGCCCAUGGCUGGUGGAAUUGGUCUCAAACAUGCCUGCCAUUCAUCUAUCUCCAUUCUCUCCUCCAAGGAAGAAGUUGAGACUACCACAACACCCAGACUUCACUCUUGAAGGCCAAAUUCCAAUGCCAACAUUUUCCAGCAAUCUACUUGGGCCUACCAGCCCUUCAAUUGUCUAUCAGACAAUGCUCCUGCCGGCAUGCAGGGAGCCAGGCAUGCUCAAUAUGGUUUAUCCUUAUCAGAUUUCCACCUCAACAAUUUUCACUCAGAUUUCUCUCAGCUGCUCCGGGGAUACAAUUUCUCCUAUUUGUACUGGAAAUAAUUCUUCCGAUGGGAAUGCAGAUAAGAUAGCAAAUGUUUCUGAUGGCCCAGGAUCUGCACUCCUGCCAGCAGAGCGCUUAUCCUGCAGAGGGCUUCAAUGGUACAAAGAUAAUCACCAUGACACGGAGGCAGGCUUAGAGACUGGCCAUUGUAAGGUCUUCAUGGAAUCAGAGGAUGUUGGUCGCACUCUUGAUCUUUCGGUGCUUGGAUCUUACGAAGAAUUGUACAGAAAGCUGGCAAACAUGUUCGGAAUUGAAAGUUCUGAGAUGCUGACCCAUGUGCUUUACAAGGAUGUGAAUGGUUCUGUCAAGCAGAUUGGAGAUGAACCAUUCAGUGACUUCAUGAAGACAGCAAAGAGGUUGACAAUUCUAAUGGAUUCAAACAGUGACAACAUAGUGAUGUAG